Molecule: messenger RNA, 2140 nt
Organism: Lingula anatina
Lineage: Eukaryota; Metazoa; Brachiopoda; Lingulata; Lingulida; Lingulidae
Product: protein SSUH2 homolog
Source: RefSeq, a predicted model, not a curated record
GCAUCUUGGCAAGUGAAGUGCAUAUGCCGCUCAUUGCAGCAGGCUUUUCUGUAUUUCAGACUUGUUUUGUAAUCAUUGGUAGUCUUUAAAAUGCAAUCAUCUGCUUCCAAUAGAUGUGUCAGAUGCUGAGUGUGGCACCACAGGAAUGAUGUCACGCAUGUGUUCCGUGUGAUAGUGACAACAGCUACUGGUAUGUGAUAACUGCGUGGUGAACACAAGCCAAAUGGACAACUUAAAUUCAGGCUCCCCUACUGCAGGAUAUCAGCAUCAAGUCAGAUUUCAAGAUGGAGAAAAUAUCCCCUGGAGUCCCAAAUUCAAGCCUAGUCUUGCAGAACUUCAGUCAGUGUUGCACACCACCGAGUCUGAGAAUGAGCAUUAUGUGCCACAUCCUUCCCAGUUUGAAAAGUUUAGAGGUUACGAGUAUGUGCCUCACGUGGAAGAUGAUGCCUAUGCGGCCACUGUUCCGCCACCCAAGUUUAUAGACAUUGUUGGCUCCAGGGAGAAGCCAAAGGAGGAGUAUGGAGGCAAUUCAGUUAUUAAAGAAGAGGAUGCCAAGCAGGCUUUACUGGACCACUGCAGGCAGCACAAAUGUUAUGGGAAAUCUGCAGCACAAGAAAUGAAGAUCACCAAUUUUGCUCUUUCCAGUGCUUUGCAUUACAAGUUGGAAACUUUCACAGAGAAAAGAACUGUUAAAUGGGAGCUGGAGCCCUACAGAGGUGAGAUUGUUGACACAGAAGAAGAUGGCUACCCGCCGUCUCCCUGGGAGGUUCAGAUACACCCCAGUGCCAUGUUCCAGAGAGAGACCAAGACUGCUGUGGUGCCAUUUACUACUUCUAUUAAGGACUGUUUCCUGUGUCAUGGGCGUGGCUGGACCCCCUGUAGACUGUGUCAUGGACAUGGCCAUAACAAAUGUUUCUACUGUCAUGGCACAGGUCACACUACCAAGACAGACUUCAAUGGCCACCAACUGAGGGAACACUGCAAUCAGUGUGGAGGGUCAGGAAAAGACAGCUGUUCCAAGUGUCAUGAAGAUGGCUGCUUUAAGUGCCAUCGUUGUGAUGGGUACAAGAAGAUGAAGCAGUUUAUUCAAAUUAAGGCAGAAUUUGCCAAUCAUAAAAGUGACUAUAUCCUAGAGCGUACCAAGAUGCCAGAGAAGCUAGGGGUGGAGGUGCAGGGCUUCAUCAUAUUUGAGCAGACGUCACCAAGGGUGUGGCCUAUAUCCCAGUUCCCAGAACGUGAACUGUGCAGGAAUUCCCAAAGGUUGUGUGAUGAACAUAAUGCAAAGUUCCAGGAUGCCACCAUAUUGAUGCAGAGGCACCAGUUACAAUCUGUUCCAGUGUCACAGUGGAAGUACGAGUGGAAUGGUGGCGAGUAUAGUUUCUGGGUGUAUGGUAACGAUAGGAAGGUCUACGCUCCAGAUUAUCCCCAGAAAUGUUGUUGGUGCUGUCAAAUUCUUUAGAAACUUAAAAAGCUGUCAGUUGGAAAGAGUCAAAACUGCCCAGUGUACAGGUGCAUUAAGCUGAUUUAAUCAGUUGUGGUCAAUAUAUGAUGUUUGUUAGAGAAUGUGUCUAAUUUAGAGUGCCAAGCUGUUUGCUUGAAGUCUGUUUAAGGACUUGCACUAGUACUGUGAGGCUCUAAUUGGAUAACAAAUUUCUGUCAUGUAAAAUCAACUAAUCUGUAAGUUAUUAUGGUCAGUACAUGUUGUGUGACUUGGAAUGUUUUAUGCCUAGAGCUAAUAGUUUACUGCUGUUAUAUAUGAUUAUGGAUAACAAGGUGGAUUUUGACGAUAGAUGAAGAAUGGAUGUGGAACCAAAAUCAAAAAGUUAUCAAAGUUUGUCUGUAGUUGUUAUGUCCUGUCUGACAUUUGUGAUAUCUCUUGUAGUUGAGCAUCAGAUUAUAUGCAAUACCUAGAUAGUCUUUAUACAUAUAUUAAUUUUAGGUAAAUUAAGCCUAGGGUAAUGGAGGGGGGCAGUGAUCUUUUUCAAAUUGUUCUUACAUAAAUGUAUUAUAGGUCUUAUUAAGGGAAGUCAUCUGUUUAAUGCUUUAUCACUUUUAAUGUAGUCUUUCACCAGAUUGCAACCUUGAUUUGUCAUUGAUUUGUGCCAUAAAUUUCAGUUUAAAUAUUUUUGUUAUCUAGAAG